ACGGACAGCCGCUGUUUCGGCGCGAGUUCGCAGACGAAACAUGGUGGACGUGGGGAUAGCCCUCCUUAGUUCGCCCAGCCUCCGCUACCGGCGGGCAAGGCGCCACCGACGACAACACAGCCUCGCCUGACGCCCGCCGCUCGCUGCGGCCGCUCUCUCGCAUGCCGCCUCCGCUGACUCGCUCGCUGACUCCGGCGCGCGCGCACUACACGCUUCGCACACGCAUCCACCACGCGGGUUUGCCGGCUCCUCCGCAGAGAGAGUAAGGAUAGUAGCGUGCGUGAGUGGUUGCGCUGAGCGGUGGUCUCCAGGAGGAGGCGUGCGUUGUGUCGGCCCGGCGCGCCGCACGAAUUGCUCCCGGUGCUCCCUUCUUAACCGACGGCGGAAAUGUCCGAGCACCGCCGGCACGGCCGCCGCUCCACGUGAGCCCGGGGGCAGACCGGCGCGACGAUGUCCGGACAGACAGCGACGCUGUCACAGCGACCGCAGAAGCGCCGGUGUGCUGUGCGCUUGAUGCCCGACCGUGCGUAGAGACCAGCUGAACUCCCUUCCGCUCUUCGUUGUUUGUUUCGCGCGGCCGGUCUUUCUGACGUAAAGACAGGUGUUGGUGACGACUCACACUAGACGAUGGUGCGCCGCCGACUCGAGUGGCUCGUCUGUUGGUGCGCGCUGGUGGCGGCCGUCAGCGUCGGAUACGUCCACGGACACCUGCUCGUCGACAGGAGCGCCAAGCAGCGGGUACAGGCGCUGCUGGCCCAUCAGAACCCCAUCAGCGCGCUGAGGACGUCGGCGCCCGUGUCUCCGCUCGGAGUGACACGCAGCGGCCCCGUGGCAGCGGCUCCUACCGGCAGCACGACGUCGUCCCGGUCCGGUGAUGGCCGCAGCGGUGGAAGCAGCAGCUACGCCGACACCGUGCGGCUCCUGUACAGCGCCAGGGACGCCCGCGAGGCCAGGAUACGGGAACCCCGCGUCACGCCUGUACUCUCGCAAGAGCUGGAGGACGUCCGGAGCGCCAACGAGCACUUCCUGCGCAUUCGGACGACGGCCCGGUGCCGGGUGCCCCGCACGCGUGUCGUGCACGUCAAAGAGUUCUACUCGGACCCGAGCAAGGAGUACCUGCCCCGGUGCACCAUCCUGCACCGGUGCGGCGACGAUUCCGGAUGCUGCGACAGCGAGCAGUACCAGUGCGUGCCCCGAGCCGUGCAGGAGGUCACCCUGCACUUUUACACGAUCCACCUGCAGAACCAGAACGGCGGCGAGGUGGGCCUGCGCAACUCGGUGACCAAGCUGCUCUUCCCCAACCACACCGAGUGCGAGUGCCAGCCGGUGAACGACAUCCCGCGAACAGCAGCGAGGCCCUCGCGAAUCGCUCAUCACUCGGGCGAGCACAACAAGGUGUCGCUGCACGCGCCUUCGUCGGAGGACGCCGACAUGGCCGCCGGAUCCGGCAUGCACGAGGAACUGCCCUCGGGACCACUCAAGUGCCAUAACUGUCCUGAACCAUUCUCACGGAGAUUGUACGAAGACGGGCGCUGCAGCUGCGACUGUUUCGAGAAGCAAAAGCGCUGCCUGAAGAUCAAGAGGGGGCGGGAACCGCUCGGAGACCUGGCCCGAAGGUGCGUCGAGACGCAAGACUGUCACGUGCCCGAGUGCGAGUACGGAUUGUACGACGUGGACUCGGGCCGCUGCCCCAAGCGACCGGACUACUGGCCCAAGCACGUCGCCGACCGGAAGGUUCACCCGCAUUCCCACAGAUGGCAGUACUUCGAGCGCGACUGAGCACCGACCACAUCUCCGCCGCUGCUGCCGCCGCCACCGUUGCUGUUUCGUUGUUUGUUUGCUCGCUACGUAUCGCCCUCGUCUCCUGACAACAACAGUGCACGCGCCUGCGGUAGCCCCGCGACCACCGGGCAUUCCAGUCUUGACCAAAACCGCCGCCCCGUGUCGCCUUCAUCGCAGCUCUCGCCUCCCCAGCAGAGCUCCUUCGCUUGAACUUUGAACUCUGGAUAGACGAAGGAAGCGAACGAAUGCGCAGUCGGGGCAGAUGAGACGAAAGAGAAGAAUGUGCCGGGCGAAAACCAAGAAAGUUGUGGACUUUAUUUUGUAUCUGUGCGCGUGCAAGUUUUUAGCCUGCACCAUGCCAAUGACAGUUAUAGUGUCUGUUUUGUGUAUGUAUUUCUUGUGUCUCCUUCCUUUCGUUAUUUAAGGUUUCCGCUCUGAACAGAGCGUCUUCGCGUAGCUCCUCCACACCGCGCCUACGCGGCUAUGCAUCCGUGUAUAGGAACCUUCACACAUCGACACACACACACACACACACGCACACAAUGACAUGAAGUACUUGUACGUAACCUUGGAGGUACAGUGCUAAUUUUCGUCUUUUUUUUUUUUUACAUACGCAUAUGUUUGCAGUUGCGGAACACAUCUGGCACUACGGAGAAUAAUGACACUAGCCAGAGCAUUUGUUGUUUAUUUUGAGACGAUAGCAAGGGGUGCGCUCUUUAUUAAACAGCAAGCUGUCAUUACAGGCGCGUGAAAGCGGUGGCUUGUUCACGUUUGUCCAAGCAUGUGAAUGUCGCACUAUUUUUCGAUUUGCCAAAUGAACUUUACUCGCUUGGGGAUGUGAACAAUUGUGAUGGCUGAGCUAGACAAUUAACUUCCCAUUGAAUGAAAGAGAUGCAUAACACCUUCGUUCUACUGUGACUUUGCAAAGAAGUUUUAAUCCUUGCACUUGAGUUUUUCUGAUACAACACAAUAACAUGUUGCAGAGGCGACGUGGUAUAGUUAACGUUUGCUCCUCAUAGUUCUCUAUCACGCUGUUAUCUUUGUCCUGUACUGAAACCGUUACGCAGCUAAACUUGUUACAAAUUGUCCUCGCCUUCCAUAUGUUACUUUUUAUGCACCAUGUUUCGAGCCCUACGAUGUUUCCAUGCAACUCAUGCAUCUUUAUCCUGCAUAUCGAUAUCGUUGCUGUGCUCGUCCGCAAGUUAAAAACUUUCCACUCCACAGACCAAGUGUGUGUUUGCCUAAUGACUUAAGCUAACUCACUGCCUCCUUUUUGUACUUUUCAUACCCAGUGAAACAAACAAAUAAGAAAAAGGCAAUUACCCUCUCGGUGUUUAAAUGUAGCUGAAGACAACUCGACAUAAAACACUCUUCUUCUAUAGCUGAAGAUGCCUUAGUCAGCCUGUGUAGCAAAGCAUUAGUAAUAUAAUACCUUAGGCCAAAUGUGCACCGCUUAACCAGCCGUGAUUCCUUGCUUAGAAGUUCGGGUUUCCAGAUAGUAGCCUGUUGUCAUGAUGUUGCCUGAUAGCCUUUCCUAGCUAUACUGUGAUGCUGGUCAGCCUUUAGCUCCACAUGUUGCAUAUGUUGGUUAGUGGGCCUCCCUGUCUGCAACACGCUAGGAGUGAAAUGUUCCCGUUAGCAUUGUCGUUUAAUCUAUAGCUAGCCGCGCAGCAAAGUUGCAGUUUGCUCGAGUUAACAUCUAGAAUCCACGGGAAGAAAUCGUAAACUGUAAACAUGUAUCUAGCCAAACAAUGCCACCACAAGCUGUUAGCUCAUAGUAUCUUGUCAUGUACCUAGACGCGACACCUGUCUUUAAGAGCAAGAACACAAACUAUAUUGCGCAGUAUAUCCACAUUACUAGGCAGUGUUUUUACUUAUUGUUACCUUUGUGUUCCAGUCGCAAAAACCGCGCCGUUUAUUUUGUCGCUCAGUGGUCUCCAUAAAGGUGUUUCCAUUUCUCUUAACCUCGAAGUUCAAGAGGAACUGGCGUCAAUCUCACUGUCGGUCAUGCCGAAACUUUCGCGUGUGAUAUGUAACGCGCACUUUUAAAGUUCGGAAUAAACACGUUGUGCCUGUGUUUAA
This is a messenger RNA of Dermacentor silvarum, 3864 nucleotides long. RefSeq lists its product as uncharacterized. Gene Ontology annotation, molecular function: growth factor activity. The coding region runs from base 628 to 1779 and encodes 383 amino acids. The transcript has 6 exons. The record is from RefSeq and is a predicted model, not a curated record. Gene Ontology annotation, biological process: hemocyte migration. Gene Ontology annotation, cellular component: membrane. NCBI's taxonomy places the organism in Eukaryota, Metazoa, Arthropoda, Arachnida, Ixodida, Ixodidae.